Molecule: messenger RNA, 1491 nt
Organism: Zygotorulaspora mrakii
Lineage: Eukaryota; Fungi; Ascomycota; Saccharomycetes; Saccharomycetales; Saccharomycetaceae
Gene: CDC7
Product: serine/threonine protein kinase CDC7
Exons: 1
Coding region: 1-1491 (496 amino acids)
Biological process (GO): mitotic DNA damage checkpoint signaling; protein phosphorylation
Cellular component (GO): nucleus
Molecular function (GO): ATP binding; protein serine/threonine kinase activity
Source: RefSeq, a predicted model, not a curated record
AUGAAGCAGACCACAGCUGAAGAUGUUCCUGCUGAAAUCAAAGAAGAAAUGAACCAACUGUACAAUGACAUUCAAGGUUUGAAAGAAGACUAUGAACUGGUGGACAAGAUUGGUGAAGGUACUUUUUCAUCGGUCUACAAAGCCAAGGAUAUAAAAGGUAAGAUUUGCAGUAAAUACAGCUCUCAUUUUUGGUCUCAAGAUUCCAAGUUUGUUGCGCUCAAGAAAAUAUAUGUUACGUCUUCACCUCAAAGAAUUUACAAUGAGCUGAAUUUACUUUAUAUUCUUACAGGAUCCACACGAGUAGCACCUCUAUGUGACGCCACUAGAGUUAAAGACCAAGUGAUAGCCGUGUUACCGUAUUAUCCACAUGAGGAAUUUCGACAUUUUUACAGAGAUCUACCAAUAAAAGGGAUAAAAAUGUAUCUCUGGGAACUGCUACAGGCAUUAAGCUUUGUCCAUUCCAAAAACAUAAUCCAUAGAGAUGUUAAACCUACAAAUUUUCUCUACAAUCCGUAUUUAGGGCGCGGAGUUCUGGUUGAUUUUGGACUGGCGGAAGUGCAAACUGAGACUCCAACAUGUCACUUGGAGGAGGAUGGUACCUUCUCUGUGAAAAACUGUAGAAAUCAAGAACAGUUUUGUCCCUGUUCUAUGCGAGACAUUGCAGGUACCAAUCAAGGCGCUUUCGCACCGAUGAUUACAAUUCAGAAUGGGAAGGUUGUAUAUCUUAAUAAUGUAAACGGUGUAAACCUGACCAAGGGUUAUCCUAAAAAUGAAACUCGGAGAAUAAAAAGGGCCAAUAGAGCAGGAACUCGUGGUUUUCGUGCACCGGAAGUUCUAAUGAAAUGUGGCUCGCAAACCACAAAGAUAGACGUCUGGUCAGUGGGUGUUAUUCUUUCGAGUUUGUUGUCAAGAAGAUUCCCACUGUUUCAAAGCUUAGAUGACACAGAUUCGUUACUAGAAUUAUGUGCCAUAUUUGGUUCCAAAAAGAUACGCAAAUGUGCUGCCAUACAUGGAUUAGGCUUCGAAAUCAGCGGACUUAAAUAUAUCAAGGAAAGUGGAUAUCCUGAUGGUCUAAAAGGCUUUGUUCAUGAUUUGCUUAAAAAAGAAUGUCAAGGGGGAACUUUGCCUGACUAUAGUAUUGCAUUUGAAACUUAUGAGUACUUGUCGCAAGAAUUACACGGUGAGCGUACCAUAGAACCCAAAUUGCCGGAUUGCAAAGCAACUCCCGAGGGACCGGAGGCAUAUGAACUGAAAAGGUAUCAAGAAGAAAUAUGGACGGAUCACUAUUGGUGUUUCCAGCUGUUAGAGCAGUGUUUUGAAAUGGACCCGCAGAAAAGAAGUUCCGCAAAUGAGCUUCUUCGCGAUGCAUUCUUCAAUGAAUUAAAUGAAAGUGGUGUUUAUACCGAAAUUGAAAGCACUGAUGAAGACGAACUCACAGCGGAUGGCGAUCUCGACUAUCGAGAUAAUGAUGUUCUACUAAUAUCUCGGUGA